This is a messenger RNA of Prorocentrum cordatum, 1956 nucleotides long. NCBI's taxonomy places the organism in Eukaryota, Dinophyceae, Prorocentrales, Prorocentraceae. The record is from the annotation of a GenBank genome assembly.
AUGCUUAGAAUCUCGUCGCGAUCGGUAUUGCAAACACGUUUUUCGACGCGGCUUCCCCGCCACGCCAUAUUCAACAAAUGUAUAUUACUUUCUGCAGCUUGCUUUCUGGUUAAUUCGUAUUGUACCUUCCUGGUGUACGUCAACAUCUCGUCUGGUUUUGUUGGGAACAGUUUGGUGCUUGCGAGAAUGUCUUUGCUGGCGCCAGUGGCACGCCCUUGUACAGCUAACGAAGACAACUUCCCAGACCAUGCUGGCGAAGAUCAUUCGUCGGAAGAGGAGGGUGUCGAUUCCGAUCAUAGUGUGGCAUCAGUGUCUCGUUGGCUCCUGCAAGCAUGUGGGAGGAAGAAGCCACGAUCUCUGAGUGAGAUCACUUCAUAUUUGGAGCAACUAGAUCAAUCCGUUGUAGCAGCGGCUUUGCUCUCGAGCAACAGCAACGAGAAAACAGCUCUUCAUAUGGCGUGCCAGUUUCGGAAAGGCAGCGAGGGUCCAGGCCUGGUGAAGACGCUGCUGAACCAUGGAGCGCAGAUCGAUGCUUCCAUAACACGAGGGCAUACCCCGCUGAUCUUUGCAGCUGGCCGUGGCAAUGAGGCUAUAGUGCACACUUUGCUGAGACGUGGAGCGAACCCCAGAAUCGUCACCGCGUCAGGUGUUACUGCAGCCGAGAUGGCUCGCAAUCAUUGUAGCCCUGGUACGGCGUACUUGCUUGAGGUUGCCGAGAACAGCGAGACCCGACCUUGGCAAGAUUUCCGCGAGAAUCCUGAGGCUGUGGCCGCACAGGCGAAGCAUGGACGACUCCGGCAGCAUGUUCGAGAGAAGCGCGAGGGCAGAGAUCCAGCCAGCGACGCCGCAGAGGAUCCAGGGGUAACAUUGCAGGCAAGGAGCCUCGCUGCAGCUUUAGAUAAAGGCAUGGAUGUGGGACGCGAGGGCUUGGUGUCAAUUCUUGUGCACGCCUUCCGCAAUCGAAAGAUUGACACCGCAGCAGCAUUCGUCUUGCAGAGGGCAUUCCAAGAAGUUUUCUCGACUGGCGACAGGAGCAGCUUACUGACUGUGUUGCGCGUGUGUCACGAGGAUGAACUGGGGCAUGCGUUAUCACUCCAAGGUGUACGUGACCGGCGGGCUCUGCAGAUGGUUUUUGCAAGCUUCUUCACUGAGUUAGAAAAGUCGGGGCAUAGACUUUUGGAUGAUACUCCAGCUGCAGAUAUUGUGGCAGCGUCGACAAGUCUGCACCUUGUCCUGGAAACUUUACGACUCAAAAAGAGCUUCGACCCGGCAGAAGAUUGUCAAACUAUGGAACGGAUAUGGCGCAAGGCGUUCUUUGUUUUCACAAGUAACGCGAAUGGCUGGGUGUCUGAUGUGAUCGUUGUAACUGGACUGCAGUUGUCGAAAAAGAACGGAGGUUCACGAAUGGCUGAAUUGCUUAUCUUGCUACGGUGGGCUAUGGCCGUGCAGAGCACAGUGCCAACUUGGCACGACAUGGUUACCGACAUCUGUUUGUUUGCCGCAGAUUCGCACUUUGGCAGCAACUUCGUGCAAGUCGCCAAAUCAGCGCUGAAGCCAUUACCCGUGCAGGUUGAGAAGAUAAUUGAAGGAACUUUGAAGGUCAGCUGCCAGGCGUUGGAAUUACCGCAAGAAGUUAUGCCAACAACCUCAAGCUCAGGAAGCGUAGGUCAUACUAAGUUACCCGACUACAUUUUGACAGCUUCAACGUAUUGGGUCUCUGAUGACGACUCAAUGAGGGAUAUCAGGAGAGCAUUGGAGCAUGCAGUUGAAAGUUCAGGCUCGGAGGAGCCAGUAUUAGUGGGUAUGGAUACGGAAUGGGGCGAGCUUGCAAGCGGUGACCCUGAUGCGGCACCAUCAGUAGUGCAGAUUGCAGCUGUUGGCAAGGUGUGGAUUUUAGAUACGGCUAGUCCAGGCCCCCAGGCAAGGUCUUUAAUAAGAUGGAUUGCGGAUUCUUAG